CGAGUUGGGAAUGGAAAAAAACCAAUCUCUGAAAAAAAAACACGAAAGAGAAGGCGGGAAGAAAACGUUCCUCCUUCGCAGCUUCUCGAAGAAGCCAAGAUGGACUCAAUGGCAAGACACACAUGUCUGAAACUGCAAAUCGCCGCCGCCGGGAACCAACCCAUCUUCGUCAAAGGCACUUGGUUCGAUACCCACUUCGACCUCUCCAUCACCGACGGCCUCCAUGCUUGGGUCUGCCACGCAACGGAGGAGGAGGUGAGGGAGAGAGCGGCGCUGUGGGAUCAGCCGGUGGUUGAGUACAUCGAAUUGGCUGAGCGGUAUUUAGGGUUUCAACAGCCUGGUUCAGUAUACGGCUUUGCCGAUGCCGGUGAUGGCUGUAAAAGACUUUCAUGGACUUUUGAGAAGGAAGGGAUGAAGCUGGAAUGGCGGUGGAAAUGCCAACCCUCACCUGAUACCCAGCAGACUACAUCUGGAAUUUUGGAUUUUCUCAUGGAUUCAAACAUAAGGCUAAGUGAGGAAGUUGUCAGAAAAACUCAAUCUUUUGAUCAACUGAAAGUGGAAGCUGAGAAGUGUUUAGGACAAAGUGAGAAAUAUAGCAAUGAGAAAAUCGACUUUGAAUCUGCAAUUUAUGCGAAGUUCCUUUCAGUCUUGAAUUCAAAAAAAGCAAAACUCAGGGAGCUCCGAGAUCAGCUAUCAAAACAGGAAACUGCUGGAAAACUUCAACUGGAAGAGGAAGAUUCCCGUUCAACUGGUAAAACUGAGAGUUAUAGUGGAAGUGACGACAAGACAAGUGAAGAAAAACCUGAAAAGAAUGCUUCAAGCACUUCAAAGGAUGUUCCAGCAGCUACAAGUCGUGGUCGAAAGAGAGUCACACGCAGGUAGCAUCAAGCUAAAUGUAGCAUGUAGAUUCUUGCUUGUUAAGCCAGUACUUUUCUUGGACAUGUUUAUUUUUUUCCUUUAAACUCUGAACCAAAGUAAGAAACGCAACAAAAGUCCAUUAAGGUCCAUUAUUCUAACACCCUAGGCUCUCAUGGUAAGGAUGCGGACAUGCUGUCAAUUUUCUUUAUGUUGUGACAUUGGCAUCACCCCAGCAAGAUCAAAAGAUUUUGAUCUUGGAGAAUCAAAAUUAGGCAUUGUU
Rubroshorea leprosula is the source of this 1138-nucleotide messenger RNA. NCBI's taxonomy places the organism in Eukaryota, Viridiplantae, Streptophyta, Magnoliopsida, Malvales, Dipterocarpaceae. The record is from the annotation of a GenBank genome assembly.